AUUAUACGGCCGAGAGAAUGGGAUCAUGGCCGCAGACACUGACUGACUCGUGACUGUCACCCGUUGAGCGAAGCCUGAAGUGAAGGUGUGAAGCUUGUUCAGGUACUAGGUGCUCACAGACAGUCAGUGUAUCUUCUCCUGCUGCACCAAAACGCCUCCUAGAUCCUAGGGAUUCCUCACAAUGUUUAUUAGGAAGAUGGCAGGCUCGCUACACCUCCUAGCCUGUGCUAUAGUGGGCGGUUUGGUUAGCGCUGGGCACGCUCGGCCUCCUAACUUCGUUAUCGUCUUCGCUGAUGACUUUGGCUUCGACUUGGAAUGUUUCGGAAGCCCCACGACGAGAACGGUCAACAUCAACAGGAUGGCUGCCGAGGGUAUGAAGCUAACCCAGUGGAACACCGCCCACUCGAUCUGCAGUCCAAGCAGAGCCGCCAUUCUGACAGGACGGUACGCGAUACGCAGCGGCAUAUUUGGCAACGAGUCCACCAUCCAGCCACACACCGGCGAUCAUCGUGUUGUUCACCCGUCAUGCUAUGGACACUUGCCAUUGGACGAGGUGACCAUUGCCGAGGCGCUCAAACCAGCCAACUACACUAGCAUGGCUAUCGGCAAGUGGCAUCUGGGUUAUGCCUAUGAGAACACUACUUUGCUUCCCGUUGGGCAUGGCUUUGACUACUUCUACGGAACACCCGUCACACACUGCGAAGGCCCUCCCUCCUAUCCUGCUGUUCCUGUAUUCCAGAAUCACGAGAAAGUGGGACGCAUCGGUGUAGAUAUAGUGCGUGAAGACUUGGUGUACCGUUAUGCUGACCAGGCAACUCAGUUCAUUUCCAACAAUGCCAACAAUUCAUUUUUCCUUUACCUCGCCAUGGACAACACCCACUCUCCCGUGUACUCCCCUGCCAACUUCACAAGCCUCCGCGGACCGUAUGGGGCUGCGACAGAAGCUCUUGACUGGGUGGUCGGACAGGUGAUGGAUACGCUGACUAAGAUGAACUUGGCGCAGGACACACUGGUGGUGUUCACCUCGGACAACGGCGCAUGGUACACACCUCCACCGACUCAGGCAGGCGUUGUCGGCCCGUUUCAAGGGACGUACGCCCCACAGGAGCUAGGCUAUGUGGACACUGGGAAGGGCUCUUCGUGGGAAGGUGGAUUUAGAGUUCCAGCCGUGGCGUGGUGGCCUGGCACCAUAGCAGCGGGAACAGUGUGUGAGAACUUCACCAGCUCACUGGAUCUCUUUGUCACUUUUCUGAAUCUCGCCGGAGCACCGCUACCCACAGGCGUGGCAUUGGAUGGCAAAGAUAUCUCCGGUAUACUCGACCCAAGCGGUAUACAUGCAAGACUGCCCCAUAUGCCGGCAUCAAAAUUCGAGAAUAGUGGCAAUUACACUUUCUUCUACUACCGUGGACCUGUGUUGAUGGCAGCUCGUAGUGGCGCACUCAAAGCGCAUUUCAUCACACACUCUGGAUUUGGUCACGAGGUGCCAGUCACCCAUGAUCCACCUUUGCUCUUCAAUGUGGAGGUUGAUCCCCAGGAGAGAUUGCCACUGGAGCCAGCUAGGUACCACGCAUUCAUCAGUGAAAUCACAGCAGCGGUGGAACACCACCAGUCCACAGUCAAACCAGUAACACCGCAGCUGGACUUGAUUGACUACAAGGCAAUGGACUGUGUAGGGCUCAGUGAGAAGCAAUCCGGCUGCUGUAUGCAGCUCGCUGGCAAGUGCACGUACUGAAAUGGGGCAAUCCCCCCAUCAGUCAACCAUCCCUCUGGACGUCAUCGCAUAAUGUAGCCUUUACUUUCACGCAUGCAAUGCAGUUCUCCAGUCCAGGCUUUCCAUUUUGAAGACAGCCCGCUAAUACCUGUG
This is a messenger RNA of Sycon ciliatum, 1864 nucleotides long. RefSeq names its product steryl-sulfatase-like. The coding region runs from base 182 to 1732 and encodes 516 amino acids. The record is from RefSeq and is a predicted model, not a curated record. Gene Ontology annotation, molecular function: arylsulfatase activity. The transcript has 8 exons. Lineage: Eukaryota; Metazoa; Porifera; Calcarea; Leucosolenida; Sycettidae.